AUGGGAGGGCCCUGGGCCAUACUGGUCACGCUCUGGCCGCUGGGGGCCGCUGGGGCCGCGGCACUUCGCAUCGGAGCCUUCAACAUUCAGAGCUUCGGUGACAGCAAAGUAUCGGACUCGACCUGCAGCAGCGUCAUCGCACAGAUCCUAGCUGGCUAUGACAUCACGCUGGUGCAGGAGGUCCGAGACCCAGACUUGAGCGCCGUGAAGGCGCUCAUGGAGCAGAUUAACAGCGUGUCCAAGCACAAGUACAGUUUCGUGAGCAGCGAGCCCCUGGGCCGGGACCAUUACAAGGAAAUGUACCUGUUUGUGUACAGGAAGGACGCAGUGUCUGUCGUGGACACUUACCACUACCCGGACCGGGAGGAUGCCUUCAGUCGUGAACCAUUCGUGGUCAAGUUCUCCGCGCCCGGCUCUGGUGAGGUGGGGUCUGGGCAAGCUCCUCCCCUCCCCGCCGAGUCCGCCCCUCCCCACCUGCAGUCUCUGACUCCGCGUCUCGCAGCCGCCGGGGAGUUGGUUCUGGUGCCCCUGCACGCGGCGCCGCACCACGCCGUGGCGGAGAUCGACGCUCUCUACGACGUGUACCUGGACGUGAUCGACAAAUGGGGCACCGAUGACAUCCUAUUUCUGGGGGACUUCAACGCCGACUGCAGCUACGUGCGGGAGCAGGACUGGUCCGCCAUUCGCCUGCGCAGCAGCCACAUCUUCAAGUGGCUCAUCCCGGACAGCGCCGACACCACGGUGGGCAACUCCGACUGCGCUUAUGACCGCAUCGUGGCCUGCGGUGCGCGCUUGCGCAGGAGCCUGAAGCCGCAGUCUGCUGUAGUGCACGACUUCCAGGAGGAGUUUGGUCUGGACCAGGAGCAGGCUCUCGCUGUCAGUGACCACUUCCCUGUGGAGGUGACCCUCAAGUCCAAAUGAUACCCGCAGUCCAGCCAGCUGCAGGACUGAACUCCGCCCCUUGGCAUGGCCCAUCUUGGGGUAGCAACCCUCAGAGAGGCUGCACCCAGGUUUUGCCAGGCUGGGGUGCCAGCACCCACACCUUUCCUUGGUCUGGACAAGUGACCAUGGACAUGUAUGUAACUGGGAGCUCCAAGCCUCAGCUUUCCCAUUUGUAAAAUGUGUUGUCUACCUCUGAGGGCUGCUGGCAGAAGCCCAGUGUACAUGCUCAAUAAAUGCGCUGCUCCCUGUGGAGC
Messenger RNA from Echinops telfairi (small Madagascar hedgehog), 1196 nucleotides. RefSeq names its product deoxyribonuclease 1 like 2 (gene DNASE1L2). Lineage: Eukaryota; Metazoa; Chordata; Mammalia; Afrosoricida; Tenrecidae. Gene Ontology annotation, biological process: DNA catabolic process. Gene Ontology annotation, molecular function: DNA nuclease activity. The record is from RefSeq and is a predicted model, not a curated record. Gene Ontology annotation, cellular component: nucleus.